Messenger RNA from Paraphaeosphaeria sporulosa, 1181 nucleotides. RefSeq lists its product as uncharacterized. Bases 213 to 890 code for a protein of 225 amino acids. Lineage: Eukaryota; Fungi; Ascomycota; Dothideomycetes; Pleosporales; Didymosphaeriaceae. The transcript has a single exon. The record is from RefSeq and is a predicted model, not a curated record.
CUCGUCCUCCUCACUCCAGACGCCCCCGGGCUGCACACGUCGCUCCUUCCUGCGUUCUGCUGCAUUAAGUGUGCCUCUAGCGAUAUGCACGUCUAAGCGUUCUCUUCCGACUGCCACCCGAACCCCGACCGCUCGCCGCCUUCGCUUCUCGUCCACCGCGCUCUCACCGUUGCAGCGUCGCUCGCCUCCACUUCACCGUCGUGUUCCCCGCCAUGGUGUACAUUACACCCGGCUUGUUCGGGCACGAUCACAAACACACACCCUCUGUCUUUUCGUCGUCAACCCACGCCCACGUACAAAAUCACAUGGUCGAUUCGCAGAUUGCAGCCAGCCUGGGCAAGAGGAAGAGGCGACUAGAGGACGACAAAGACAUGCCGAGCCCCAAACAUAUCUCCAUGUCUUCUGCAGACGUGGAUCGAUAUGGUUCCAGCAUCUCACGGACAUCGCCUACAAGCGAAGGCCAUAUUCGGUUGUACGGCCACGACCCCGCGUCUCACGAAGCGACCGUGCCGCGCACAUUCUCAAGAUCACCAAAGCUUGCAAGCUCGGAACGCCGGCCUGUAAAGCAAAUGAAGCGUCUGCAUGUUAAGACGCCAUCGCAUCUCAUGGACACCGAACCCGAUCUUGUGCCAAGCUCGCCGCCCGUACAGAGAGUGGACUCGCAUACCAAAUCAGACCUCAGUCCUUGCCAUGUCUGCAGCACUGCACCAAAACGAAAACGAGACCUUGAGGGCUACAUGGACUGCCAGCGAUGUACGGAACGAACCUGUUACAUUUGUGCGAGGGAAUGUUUGGGGUGUCAAAAGGCCAUUUGCAAAGAGUGCAUCGUGGAAAUCGGACAAGAUGGGGAGCCUUGGUGCUUGGAGUGCUACCAGCACAUCAACACUUGAAGAAACGCCUGGGGAAUGGAAAGAGUUUGGAGAUGGGAUUGUUGGAGUAAUUUUGGACAAGAGAAGAGAAUGAUACCAUGUUUUUGGGCGUUUUGUGUUCAAGCAAGGAGCUAGGGUUUCCCGGGGUUGUUUUAGCAUUGGGGUCUUAUCACAUAUAAUUCUCGAACAACUCCAUCGAGCGAGCAUGUGCACAAACUAUGGAAGGAGGCGUACACAGUAGCUAAGUCGAGCAACAACUUAUCAGGAAAGGAGGAGGGAGGGCUUCUAUAGAACAACUCAUGCAUAUACCAU